GGGGGUCCCCGGCGCGUGCUGGACGGCCCCGCGCGGCAGCGGCGGCUGCACCGGCAGCUCGAGGCGCUGGAGAACGACAACUUCGGGGACGACCCCCAGGCCGGGCUGCCCCGGCCCGGGAAACGGCUGCCGAACUUCAGCGACACCGCCGAGACCGGGAAGAAGAAGAAGAAAACCCGGGGCGAUCACUUCAAGCUGCGCUUCCGCAAGAACUUCCAGGCCCUGCUGGAGGAGCAGAACCUGAGCGCGGCCGAGGGCCCCAAUUACGUCUCGGCCGGGGCCGCGCCGUCCCGGCUGCCGCAGCGCCACUUCUGCGCCGUCUGCGGCUUCCCCUCGGGCUACACCUGCGUCACCUGCGGGGCCAGGUACUGCUGCACGCGCUGCCUGGGCACCCACCAGGACACCAGGUGCCUGAAGUGGACGGUGUGACCCUGCCCCCAAUAUGGCUGCCGUGGCCACGCCCACAGCAUGGCUGCCGUGAUGCCAGCCCAAAAUGGCCGCCGUGAGCACGUCUUGUUUGGUCCCGCCCCAAAAAUGGCCGCCAUGGCCACACCCCCAAGAUGGCUGCCACGACUCCACCCCCAACAUGGCAGACAUUGCCACGCCCCCAAGAUGGCCACCAUGGUCCCACCCCAAAAAUGGCUUCCAUGGCCGCGCCCCCAAGAUGGCUGCCAUGACUCCACCCCCAACAUGGCGGCCAUGACCACGCUCUCAAGAUGGCUGCCAUGGUCCCACCCCAAGAUGGCUGCCAUGACUCCACCCCCAACAUGGCGGCCAUGACCACGCUCUCAAGAUGGCUGCCAUGACUGCACCCACAAAAUGGCCAGCGUGGCUCCACCCCAACAUGGCGGCCAUGGCCACACCCCCAAGAUGGCUGCCAUGACUCCACCCCAAACAUGGCCACACCCAGAAAAUGGCUGCCAUGGCCCCACCCAUCAAGAUGGCUGCCAAAACUCCACCCCCAAGAUGGCUGCCUUGACUCCACCCCCAAAAUGGCAACCACGGCCACACCUCCAAGAUGGCUGCCUUGGCCCCACCCACAAAAUGGCCGCAUUGGCCCCACCCCCCCAAGAUGGCGGCCGGGCCCCGUUUGAACCAAAAUCCGAUUUUUUCCUCCCAAAA
Messenger RNA from Pyrgilauda ruficollis (rufous-necked snowfinch), 1122 nucleotides. It is a transcript of the gene ZNHIT1, whose product is annotated as zinc finger HIT-type containing 1. The record is from RefSeq and is a predicted model, not a curated record. Gene Ontology annotation, molecular function: nucleosome binding. Lineage: Eukaryota; Metazoa; Chordata; Aves; Passeriformes; Passeridae. The transcript has 4 exons. Gene Ontology annotation, biological process: chromatin remodeling. Gene Ontology annotation, cellular component: Swr1 complex. The annotation marks the transcript as partial.